Messenger RNA from Aegilops tauschii subsp. strangulata, 5029 nucleotides. RefSeq names its product disease resistance protein Pik-2-like. Gene Ontology annotation, biological process: defense response to other organism. Gene Ontology annotation, molecular function: ADP binding. The record is from RefSeq and is a predicted model, not a curated record. NCBI's taxonomy places the organism in Eukaryota, Viridiplantae, Streptophyta, Magnoliopsida, Poales, Poaceae.
CAAACAGUUGGGCCUUGUAAAUUCUGCAGCCUUUUGCUGUUUAAAUGGUUGAUCCCGUUUUCAUUUUGCCGAACCUUCCGCUUGCUACAAGUAUGGAAUCGGUGCGAGGCACUUUUUGUCUAAAAAAUGUACAAACUUGUUAAUUAAUGGAUGAGGCAAAUAUUGUGCCUCCUUUCCAAGAAGGAGAAAAAGAAGUAGAAACGGUGUCCGUUGAGAUGCAUAAGGGUGUGACAAUAUGGCGCACCAGGAUUACUUGAAUCAUGGAGAGGCUGAAGCUGAUGUGCGAGGACAUGCACGCCGUGCAAACGUGUCUCCACCAGCACGGCACGGCGAUGACCUCUGGCUCUCUAGCCGCCGGAUCUGAUUUUAAGUCAUGAUCCCGAGCCAUCCGACUAUGCAAUAGAAACCUCCCGCGUGCAAGUAUGUGUUGUGCUUUAUAACAUCGGUGCAACAUUUCCCUUCACAUUUUGAGAAAACAGUCACAACAUCAAACCGGACACAACAUUUCCCCUGGGGUAUGUAACAUUUUCCCUAGUGCCAACAUAAAUUCUUGUGUAUGCAAUAAAUCCCCGUCCCCAUACGUCGUAGCAAAGAGGCUGAAAAUGUGUGUUCACAACAUAAAAACUGACGCAAGCAGCAUGUGUGACAAUGCACGCAGCAACAAAGAAACACAUUCGCGGCAUAAGAAAAUCCCUUUGAAGCCUACACCCGAGAGAUCCCCAAGAUGACUAACCUCUGACCGCCCACAAUGGAGGCAACGAGUUCGCUAGUUCAGGCUCGCCAGAGCCAUGUCAGCGCCGGAUCAAGCAAACUUGGUUCCAUUCCUCUGCAUUCCCGAAGCUCAAUGACGUGACCAUGAGAGCUCCAGAAUGGAGUCACCCAUGAUCCAUGGCACAAAAUGUUGGUAACAUACAUGGCAGGAGAUGGACGCCACAAGGAGGAAGAAUUGAGUGGUACUAGGGGAGGAGGGCAGGUUUGGAUGAGGACUCAGCUGCGAAGAGAGGCGACACAUGUACUUGAGGCCAUAGGAGAAAGAUACGUGCGAGGGGAGCCGGGCGCGUGCGGCGUGCGGGUCCCUCGACCAGUCAAUUGUUUGAGUCAUUUUCCUUUUAUAAUUCAUAGGCUUUUGCAUUUUUCUUUUGGUUUAACCUUGCAUUUCACCUGUUGUUCAUCUAUACAUAUAGAAGGUCGUAAGUAAAACCAGAAUUUAAAUAUAGACCCUUUGUGCUAUUAUCACCCUACCCUGGCUUGCAAAGGCCACUGAAACUAGAAACAUAUGCAUCCUUGUACACGAAACGAACAAGGAAAUCUAACGAAAAGAGGUAGCAGGGCCCCUUGGCACAAUCACAGUACAGGCUCUUUUCCUCCAUACACCCUAAACUAGCUUGCAAGGACUAUAUAUGCACCCCCUCUGCAACACGAAACGAACAAGGAAAUUAAACAAGAAGAGAAACACACAUCACGUACGCUCUCCUGCUCAUCUGUUGUUUCCGUCCAUCACCAUUUCCUUUCCUGCGACAACCGAGAAAGAAACAUCUCGACUCAGAUAUACAGUUGAGAGAGAGAUGGAUGAAGCUUCCCGGCGAGCCGGCGGCUCAUCCUCACGCGACAUCUCGCCGGCCAUCUGCGACGAGACGCAGCCACCACUGGCUGCCGGCAUCCAACGCGACGCGAACUUCAUCCAGGACGAGAUGGAGGUCAUGAACGGCUUCGUCCGCCACCUUGCCAGGACCCAGCAGCUGGCUCCUAGCGCUGGGCACCGCGACGACCAAGACAACGACGAGGUUCAGGCGUGGGCUAGGCAGGUCAGGGACCUCGCUGGCGACUCCCGGGACUGCAUCAACCUCUACCGGCACACAGGCCCCCGCCGUGCAAAGGGGCUCCUGCGCUACGUGCAAAUGCCAUGGUUCCUUGGAGGGUGCGCCACCAUCCCUCGCAGCCGCAGCACCAUCGCCAAGCGUAUCCGGGAGCUCAAGGUCCGGGUGCAAGAGGCCGGCGAGAGACGGCUGAGGUACGGCAUCGUCAUGCCGCCACCGCCUGCCAUCACGCAAACUUCUACUACCAUGGCGAUGGUCAGCAGCAGCAGACGACCGCCUCUCGACAAUUUCCAAGAAUCAGAAGACGGUGGCGACAACGACGACGAGAGAGGUGUUUUCAGGCGAGCUCUGAUCGAUGCUGAGCCCAACAUCUUGGAGGAAGGUGCAGCAGAGCUGAUCGCCUGGCUGGGCAAGAAAGGAGACGGUGACGAGGCCGGAGGGCGGCCGUUCAGACUCACUGUCAUUCUAGCACCAGAUGAUGCAGAAGGUACCGGUCUAGCUCAGCAAGUGUACCAAGAUCCUUCGGUGUCCGGCGUGUUCAACGUCAAGGUAUGGAUCACCAUCCAGAGGCCUCCAAUCCUCUGGCAGAUAUUCCAUGACCUGCUCUGCCAGCUCCUUCCUGGCCAAAACCAGGACAUGCUGGACGACACAUCAUCAGACAACAUGAAGCUCCUCUGGAGCAUUCGAGGCCGCUUGGAAGGCAGAAGGGUCCUGAUUGUUCUCGAUGAUCUCGACGAUUACGCGGGCCUCUGGGACCAGAUCAGGAUUGCUCUCAACUUCAUAAGCCUCCCUGCUGGCAGCGCCAUCAUGGUGACCACAAAGGAUGAUGGGCUUGUCAAGUCAUCUUCUCCGGAUAAAGUGGUAACCUAUUCCCUUGUGGAUUUCUUCUUCAAGAGAGCAGUGGCCCUUGUGACCAGCAAUUUUCAGGAUGGCGAUGUUCGGGCCAUCAUACGCAGCAUACUCAAGAGAUGCGACCCGGAUGUCGCUUCCAUGAAGAUGUUCCUCCAUGCCUUGUAUGGCAAUCCUAACAGGACAAAACAAGAACUGGAGAAGCUGCAGGAAAGCCUGUGUUCGGAGGCCGACGACGAUAGCACCUAUAACCUUAAGCAGAUGGUUAUGUUUUCCUAUAGUGACAUGCCUAGACAGUGUCAGAUGUGCUUCCUGCACCUAUGCCUUCUCCUCCCACAAGAUCACAGCAUCAGGAGGACAUCCCUAGUAAGAAGAUGGGCAGCCCAAGGCCUGAUAUCUGCGGAAGGCGAUCAUGGCUCAGCUGAAGCGGCAGCCGAGCGCUGCUUCGGUGCAUUUGUCAGCCGAGGUCUCAUUUGCCCUGCUGACAUUGGUGAUGCAGGCAAGAUCAAGACUUGUGUAGUGCCUCCUCCAGUGCAUCGCCUCAUCACUGAGGUUGCAGAAGAAGAGAAUGUCAUCAGUGUCGGCUCCAUGAUCUGCAGUGCACAUCUUGGUGACAUCAAGAGGUGCCUGGGAUCACUGCCCGCGUCCUCUCAACUGCUGCUGCUGAAGGUGCUCGAUCUAGAAGGCUGCAAAGGCUUGCAGAAGCGCCAUCUGAACAACAUCUGCAAGUUGUUCAUGCUCAAGUAUUUGAGCCUCAGGAACACGGAUGUUUCUGCACUGCCAAAGCGAAUCCACAAGCUGCAGCAGCUAGAGACGCUGGACAUUCGGCAAACCAAGAUACAAGCCUUCCCCGCAGAUUUCGCCAAGCUCUUGAUGCUCAAGCAUCUGCUCGCAGGCCGUGCAGACUUAUCCCCAGUCAAGGACACCAUCAACUCCAAGGAAUCGUUUUCCACGCCGCGCAUGCCCCGCGGAAUCGGGGCCAUGAGGAGGAACCUGGAGAUACUGUCACACGUGCAGGUCUCCAGGAGUGGUAGUGAGUUGAUGUUGAUGGAUGUUGGGCAGCUACUCAAGGUACGGAAGCUAGGAGUUGUUCUCCAUGGCAAGAAGGUCGGCAGCUCCUUCAAGCAUCUGCUCCAAGCAAUCAGCAAGCUGCACAAAUGCCUUCACUCUUUGUCGAUCCGAAUUGGACAUCCUGGCGAUGAGACCGAUCCCCUUACAUUCAGCGUGGAUCAAGAGAAUCCAUUUUCACCUCCCAAGUUUCUCCAGAGCCUGUACAUCAGCGGCCUCACAGGCGUUGGGCUGCCUCCAUGGAUCACAGAGCUCCACCAACUUGCCAAGAUUACCCUGCGUGACACAUCCCUGACGGAUCAUGCCAUACGACUCCUCGGCAAACUCACUGGCCUGCGCUGCCUUAGGCUCCGACAAAUGUCCUACGCCGAAAUGAAGAUCACUUUUGGGAAAGAAGAAUUCCCAAGCCUCAAGUUUCUCAUCAUCGAGGGCUCCGACAUCACCAACAUCAUCUUCGAGAGUGGAGCAGCGCCUGGGCUGGAGAAGAUAGCUUGGGGUUUCAAGAGCAUGCAGUUCAUCUCCGGAAUCGGCCAUCUCCCAAGGCUGAAAGAGCUCGAGCUCAGUGGCAGCUGCAACCCAGACCCGGUGAAGCAGGCCGUCGCAGCACACCCAAACCAUCCCGUCUUCAAGCACAACGCCUGAAGUUAGCCAUUGCUGGAACCGGUCAGUACGAGCCUGCAUGCUCUGGAGUGAGUGAUGAUUGUGUUGUGUGAGUGUUUGCAAUGCGUGUACUUCUCUAUUGAUCUCAGUGUGUGUUGCAUGCUUGUGUGUUCCUACCUAUGAUUGUGUUCCUCGUUCUGUUAUGGACUGUGAUAUGCAUGUACCGUGUGGAAUUGUUAUACACUUGUGUGUUGCCUAUGCAAUAAGACUUGUAGUUUUACUAUGUGCUACAAUUUUUCUUUGGUUUUGCUGGAACCAGUUUCACUUCGUGUUUUUUGUUUCAGUACCUUCAGUGCUGCACCAUGGCCAUGUCUAAAUGGAGAAAAUGUAUGGUGCACCUAGGUGAAAAAAAAAACAAGGAGGUUUGAAAGUUGAGAUACGUUGUGGGAAUGAAAUAUGAACCUAUAAAAUUUGAUCAAAAAAUAUGUCCAUUGUGGGCUGUGCACACUUAUGGUUUCUAUUUUAGACCAUCAUAUCCCGUGUUCUUUUCAAAAUGGCAUGUUUGUGGCAAAUGAGGCGAUGCAUUGUAGGAGGCACUUUAUUGGACAACGUAUGUAAAAAUAAUUCACAUGUAUUGGACAAUGUAUGUAAAAAUAAUUCAGAACCUCCCAAAAUAUCAACACACAUGCUUUUCU